AUGGAUGAAGCGGUUCCUGACCGGCUGAGCAACUGGUGGGCCGGGUUGCAACCCGCGACAUCAGGAGGAAAUAUCCCGAAAACAUGCUCCUCCAAACUGCGACGGACGGCAUCAGACCCCGAAUCGGAACAGGGCGGCGCGCCAGGACCACAUGGAGCGGUGGCAGCAGAACCAACCGCCGCAGGCGCAGAUCAAAAUUCUCCUUUCGAACUGCUUGAGCUAUUCGAUGCCGGAGAAAGCGGGGCCUCUUCCCUCUCCGUUAGUAAGUCAUCGGACAACCCGCCCGGUUGCCGCUUAGUGCUUGUCACAAUAUUCAUUUCCGAAGUCUCAAGGCAUGGUGUCGGGACCAAGCCCGCCCGGAUGGGGACCAAAACCGUUGGAAACUUCCCAUCCAAGUCCCGUAAUAGCCCCAGAAAACUUUCAACGCAGACCCAGAAUGCUCCAGAAGCCGGGCAAGCCGGGCCCUGCACGAGAGUCCCUGUCAGCAACCCACCAACUAGGUCAUUUUGGGUAAAACUUCUCCAGCAGAUCAAAGAUGAUCUGCCCCAAAAGAAAAGUUGGAGGCCAAACUCUGGAUAG
This is a messenger RNA of Coccidioides immitis RS, 579 nucleotides long. RefSeq lists its product as uncharacterized. The record is from RefSeq and is a predicted model, not a curated record. The transcript has 4 exons. Bases 1 to 579 code for a protein of 192 amino acids. Lineage: Eukaryota; Fungi; Ascomycota; Eurotiomycetes; Onygenales; Onygenaceae.